Messenger RNA from Ixodes scapularis (black-legged tick), 7311 nucleotides. Its product is annotated as cell division control protein 1. The record is from RefSeq and is a predicted model, not a curated record. Gene Ontology annotation, biological process: GPI anchor biosynthetic process. The transcript is spliced from 9 exons. Gene Ontology annotation, cellular component: endoplasmic reticulum. Gene Ontology annotation, molecular function: hydrolase activity. Bases 369 to 1472 code for a protein of 367 amino acids. Lineage: Eukaryota; Metazoa; Arthropoda; Arachnida; Ixodida; Ixodidae.
CAGAUCGGCCAGAUGGAGGGGCAGCGGAUCAGCCGGAUCGGGUUUAGAUCGGAUGUGUGGUCGCUGGUGGGGUGUUUGUUAUUGUUUUGAUUUGUUGGACGACGUUGUCGUAGUGAUUAUGUUCCGAGUGCGUUAAGAUUAUCCAAGUACCGUACCGUACUCAGUUGUGUCACUUUUGCACGACAGUUUGGAAGGACGGGAACAAUGUUCACGCAAAAGAGCGGACAACUUCCAGAAUCCACCCUCGGCCAGUUCCUUGGGCUGACCUCAGGUUAUUGAAGUAGUGACUUCGGAGCGUCACACUUUUCACCUGCCAGGCAUUUGGGAACGCGCUGGAAACUGCUUGAAGCUGUGUACGACACAAGGUCAUGGACAUCUCCUUGAGAAGAGAUUUCUACAAGAGGAGGCGAUGCAGGCUGUUGGUCCUGCUGGUCCUGCUUGGCUAUGCGGUGGUUUUUGAGUGGCUGGUCUACCUGGUGCACCCGCUGUGGAACUGGCCCCGCCUUCCCGCCCACAACGAAGUCAGCGUGCGUCUGCUCCUGGUCGCUGAUCCCCAGCUUCUGGGGAGGGGGAACACCGCCCCCGGUUCCCUGGGCUACGUCGUGCGCUGGGACGCAGACCGGUUCAUCCGCAAGACGCACGAGCUGGCCCACUACUACUUCAAGCCAGACAUCACCAUCUUUCUGGGGGACAUUUUUGACGAGGGCGAGAUCGCCAACGACAGGGACUACUGGUCCUAUGUGCAACGGUUCCUGAGCGUCUUUUCUUCCGUCAGGUUUCAUCAGUCUGUGAUUGUGCCAGGUGACAACGACAUUGGCGGGGAGGUGACCGCACCCCUGGAGAAGCGAAUUCGGAGGUUCAACUCCUACUUUCGCAACGAUUCCAUCACCACUUAUGGUGGGGUUGAUUUUAUCAAGGUGAACUACCUGACCAAGUCCUAUGCUUACCGCUCCCACCUAAGGCAGCUGGGCAGGAACCUGCGAGUGGUUCUGUCGCACAUGGCUCUGUCUUCCACUUACGGACUGUAUGGCAAGGAAGCCACGUCCCUGUGGCGUGUUCCUUGGCAGGUGAUGACUGACCUGGACCCCGAUUUGAUUUUUGCGGGACACCGGCACGUGUCGGAGCAUGUGGCGGUCCGUCGGCGGGACGGCUCCGUGGAGUCGCUGCGGCUGAGCUUCACGGACGACCGGGUGGCGGUACGGCUGAACCUGUCGCGGCAGCUCGUGCACGAGAUCGAGGUGCCCACCUGCUCGUACCGCAUGGGCACUCGCAACGUCGGCUUCGGAGCGGCCAUCAUAGAUCCCGACCGGACGCUGACGUAUGGAGUGCUCUGGUCUCCCGAUCGGCUACUGCACCUGACGAGUCACGUUGUGGUGCUCAUUGCCAGCGGCCUUGUGCUACUGCUUUGGGCGGGGAUCCUGCACAAGUGCGCAGCCUGCAUCGGCGUCAGGACCUGCAACGCGGGGGUGUGAAGGUGCGACCCGUGACCCGGGACGGAGCGGGUCGCUUCCAUGAAUCGUGCCUCGGUCUUUUGAGCCGCCUCCUCGCCACGAGUGGGCGGACUCCUGCGAGAGCAAGCUGCAAUACCUCGCAUGCAGAGAUAAACUGGAGACGCACGGUCAUUGGGUGUUGUCGACAGUAGCGAGAGACAAAAGGCCAAGUUCGACGGCUACGGUACUCUGGAAGGACUAGCGGCCACUGACGGGCAAAAAUCCAAUUUUUCUAUCAAGUAAUUUAGGUUUUCAUAGAAAAAAAAAAAGACAGACGUUUACGAUUCUCUGUAAUGCCGAAAUAGGGCGCAGCUCUUGAGGAGGAGGAGGAGGGUCACAUGUGACAUCAGACGUGACGUCACAUGUGACGUCAUGAGGGUAAAAUUUUCCCGCUAAAUGUAGCGGAAACAUUUCCCCGCUAAGUUGAGUGUAAAAAUUUACCUGCUAAAUUUAGCGGAAAAAUUUUCCCACCAAAUUUAGCAGGAAAAUUUUGCCUUUGUCACGUCACACGUGACGUCACGUCAUUAUGGGAAACGUUUCAUGAUGCAGUGCGUGGUUACGCUGACGGCGACGCCGCUCAAGCUGGAAACGGGUGCUUAAGAGCUGCGCUUUAAAACAAAGAAAUUUCGGAAGCAACACAAUAUGUAUGAUGCUGAGGCCACUAAAAGUCUCAUGCCCUGAUUUCGCUGCUAAGAAUGGCAAUUUCUGAGAAUAGUUAUUUAUUUAAUGGUACAGUGGCUCUCCACUGAAAGCCACAGCAGGAAUGGGAUCACUGUUAAAAAUACGGGAGAAAAUAAACGUAUGAACACCAUUCAUCAUUCAGAAAUGAUUAAGUGAGACAGACAUCGAUCCACCACGGGUACUCACUGCAGUCACCAGCGACUCGUAAGAACCGUAGGGUGUGGCGGGUUAUGAGAAUCUCAUUAAUUCUCUGCAGCCAAUGAGAUUGCUGCAUUGACCGACAAGAACACCGAAGAACCAAUCACAAAGUGAGAGGCGUGAUUGUAAAAAGCUAUGCCCCCGCUCUUCUUCGGCUGUCUGUGGCUGUAGAGUGCCCCAACGCCUGUCCGUCUCAUCAUAAUUGCGGUCAAUUAAAUAGACCUUCAAAAAUUGUUAUUUUCAGCAUUGAAGAGGGACAGACUUUGAUUGGACCCUAUGUCAUAUAUAAGGGCGUUAUUUUCUAAAGAUAUGUGGUUUCAUAAUAUUAUUUUUAUAGCGAGCUUACUUUAAGGGAAGCCGAAGCGGUUUUGUGUUUUGAGGAAACACACUUAAAUUGCCUUCAUUUUACCUCCAAAAUCUUGAAUGUCGAAAUUGAAUUUUUCACUCAGGUGCAUGGAGGAUGCAGAAAAUUAUUUUCAAAGUACCGCCGAAGCUCCUUCUUCCUGGAGUGUGACGUCGUAAAAGGAGUUUUUGGAAUCUCCGCUCUCGCGCAUCUUCAGCACCUAUCAAAGCUAUGCACGCGCACUCUUGCUAUUUUAGAAAGGUAAAAAAAAGACGUCACGACUGGUGCCAGUGCGGGGGAAUUUAUCUGGCAAGCUUGCCAUUGCAAGCUCUGCCCACACAAGCGACGCACGCUUUGCGGCCGAAAAGUCCUCUUUUGACGUAACAACUGGUCGGAGGUCUUUUCGCCUUUUCUCGCGUUUAGUUACAAUCUUCGGGGAAAGCGAAUGUAAUAUUGAGAUUCGAGGGAUAAAACUAUGCUAGAGUCAACCUCUACCUGAUUUUUUGAAAGAAGCGUUUCAGCUUCCCUUAUACAAUAAGAAAACAUGAUCGUUGCCUGUCAGUGACCCUUUAAGAUUUAGUAUUUGUUUUUGCCCGUGUCCUGGGGUAUGUGCACUUGAGAGAACAUCUGCAUGGGCAAUGUCCACAUUAGUGAGUGACAGUUUAACAUUUCAAGUUCGCCCAACGACACUUUGUUGACGACAUUUGGUGGACGGUAUAGUCUUUUUUAGAGAAAGAUGUGUUUGGAAUUGCAAAUGCUUUUACUAGCCUGUUUUUUAUGCAACGUGAGAGCUUCUCGAAUGGCUUGUGCGGCGAUGAGUGCAGUGGGAAUGUAUCUACUACAUGAGGGAACUUCCCAAUGGGCAGUGUCCAGAUUAUUGAGUGACAUUUGAGCCAUUCAAAUUGUCCCAACAACCCUUUUUAAAAACAUUCAGUGGAUAGUAGCAGUCUUUUUAGUAAACUAAGCUUUUUAAUUAACCCUUUUUUUUUCUUCAAGUUUUGGAUUUAGUCAAAGCAGAAGCUCUAAAGGCAUUGUGAAUUAUGCUUUUGUUUUUAAAAUAGCUUUUUAGCAUUUUUCGGUUUUAUUUUCACGCUGUCACAGUUUUUGCAAAGACGUGGUUUCAACUCGCAGCAGCCGGAUGUUGGGCCUAUCCACUGCUCCUCGCUCUACCGGUUUUGCGCUGCGCAGAGAAAAGUGUGCCUCCAGGCACAUUAAUACAUACAACAUGCAUACUUUUGUGUAUUGUAAGACUUACAAAUACAGCUUUAUCACAGUGUGUUUGCACUUAAGACUCUAAAACAGGACAUUUUUGAUUCCUGUGACGAAGAGCAGAGCUAGAUACUACACCAAAGGACACUAACAGUACGGAAGCACAGGGCGAGACUUGGUGCUGUAAGGUGGAAUUGUAGCUGGACAAAACAAGGCGCCAAAGAAUAAUAAUGUGCAGGUUUGGGCUCAAAACCUCUCGCAGUUUUCUGUCCCUCUGCACAGUUUCUCAGGAGUGGCUAGCGGUGACCAUUGUUGACAUGCAAGAGGCUCCAGAAACACGGCGUACUGAGAUGUCCAAUUGGAGAAUGAGGCUAGAGCUCCUCAAAAAGGCAUGAGCCAUGCAGUAUAACUAAAAGCCUAGCUGCUCAAGAGCGAAAUUCGUGCCGAAACACUAAACCCCAUGUUGAGUCCCCAGAGUAGCUGACUCUUUAGGUUCACACAUUGAACAUUAUAUCAUUCCUCUUUUGCAAGUCGCUACAAUUGGCUCUACUUAUGCUUUUUUUCUUUGGAAGCUUAGUCUUGCUUUAUAAAAAGACUGACAUACAUUGUGACAAAUAUAGUCCCGAGCCUAGUUUACAAAAGUGCAAAGAAGGGGUGCUCAUGCAGAAGCAGUGUUUUACCAUUGUGUUUGGCAUUACUGUUUUUAUAAAAAUGAUUACUAGAUUAAUAUAUUUCUGUUGCGACGUGGGGGUAGUGAACGUCUUUAUCCGAGGCUACAGAAACGCCAAAACAGAGUAACGUACAUUUGGCAUGGCUGUUGGGAAUCACUCUUCACUCGUACACCUGUUUCUCUAUGUGUGGGUCAGGUGAGGCUAUACUCCUUUUGUUUGGUGCCUUUCGUUUGGUUACCUCCUCCUCCCUCCCCGCUCCCCUUUUAGGCCUAAGAGACAGCCCUUUCUAAAUAAAGUAUUUUCAUCAUCACUCCUUUCGUUUACAUCUGGCUGCAAUAUUCAGCUCCUAAAAUACUCGUCUUCAUAGCACGAGUUCUAUGCAGCAUAAAGCUCAUUGUUGAUAGUGAUAAGUACUGCAGCAUUAAGCACUCUCAGCUAUAUAUUUACAUUUGACUAAACAUCUUUGGUAUACUGCUGUUUUAGUUGUACUUUUAGCCAGUCUUCUUUACCAUACUUCCUCAGUUACCCCCCUCCCCUGAGCAGACAGCGACUUGCCCCAAUCAGGCCCACACUUCUCCCGGCUAUCCCUUUUUUUCUCCGGACAAAGUGAGCAAACAAUUAACCUGACAUAAACUAAAUCCUUUGUCGCAAGCCUGUACAAGUUCCAUACAGUACCUAAUUGUGUGUCAAAAGUGAAAUUUCUAUUUUUAUCUAUUGCCCGUUGUAGAUGUCUGAAAGCAUAUCUUUGAAGCCUGAGAAUUGGCGAUCGAGAUAUUGCCCCCUUUUUUUUAGCAGUCUUCUGUGUUUGCUUCGAACCAGCAUCACCAAAAACUAACCAUUAGGCUGCUGAAUGUGCCACAAAGAAUGCGUUGACGUCACGCUUGUCGUGCUUUUCUAAUACAUUACAUAAUUCCAGUCAGAGUGGUGGAAAAAAUCCGCAGAACGACGUCGCUCAUCUGGGGAGUGAUUCUCGGGAGCUAUGCCAAACGUACCCUUCUGACGAUAGGGGCUAGCAAUGCUCAAUUUGGCUCCACCUGCGGUCUCCACAAACUUUGCGAUUUCCCAGCUUGGCGCAAAGUGCAUAGACUGAGACCCAAGCCUAGCAUUCCGGCCCCAGCCUGGGCCAGAACCUUUUUUAUGAACUGUCGGGCAUGCUGGUAUAGGGCUGUUCUUGCUGAUAUUGUCCGAGAGAGUACAUCUUUUUAUGGUAAUAUGCUAUGCUGCAUAUCUGGAGUGCUGGUGAAAGAUGUCUUUUAUGAACACUGUUUUCUUCUAUAUUUACUUUAAGGUGGUUUUACGGUUUUACACACUUUUACUAACUUUCUCGUACAAGAUUGUCAUCUUUAUACUCUUUCAUGUAGAUGUUUUUCACAUUGGCAUCUUGAAUCGCAGAAUUUUCUGUAGGGGGAAAAUGUGGUUUUGCAUUGCUACUGUUACUUAGGUAUAUUCUUUUUUUUGCCUCUUCUUUAUUGUUUUACUUAUUCCAAGUUGUAAUAUCUUGCCUUCUUUUUUUGUUCUUUGUACCCGAUAUGGGAACUAUGUGGCUGUAAGGUCAAGAGUAAACCAGAAAGAUCUAUACAUUUAAACUUGAAGCCUUCACAUGUUUUAGGAAGACGUAUAUAUUUCUUGAGUGUAGCAUGAUCUGAUGUAAUGCUCUCAUAGUUGGAAGAAAUAUGAAUGGUGGAACACUAUUUAUCCCUUUCAACAGCACUUGACUGAAGAGGUAUGCGUGCAAGUGCAUGCAGAAGUUGAGACACAUAAGCGAACCUUAAAGCUCUGAUAUAUUGAACCUAUCACCACAGUGUGCAAAAGAAUGGCAGUCCCACAUCCAUGUUUCUUUUGACCAUGAGAGCACCCCUAGAAUGCCUGUGUUGCAGACAUUUGUGCAAAUUUGGCAGUUAGGUUUUCUCCGUGAUUAGCUAUUUCAGCCCUUCCCUGGUGUGAAACAAUAAAUGAUUUGACCAUUAUGCAUGAUUUAGGAAUAACCAUUUUAGCACCACCCUGUAACAUUUUUAAUGUAAAAGCAUAUGUAAAUGCCUGUGCUGUACCAUUUUGUACCCUUUCUGGUUUGCAAUAUAUUUGCAAUUGAAUACCAAGGCCCUCAUAUAUGAGUACUUUGUCAACCCUUUUCAGUCAUCAAGUGUCCCAGGUGCAAGGUUGACCCCGAGUGAAGCAAAAGAUGCUGCGCGCAUGAGCCUUGUAUGGUUGUGAUUUGCAAAAUGUGUUUCUUAUAAAAGUAUAGAUUGUUAUAAAUGGGGCUUCUCAUGGCUGGUUUGUACUGUACUCGGGCACUUGAGUGGACCCAUGAUGGUCAAACAUUAUGCAUUUACUUGUUCACGUUCACACAACCCGUGUCGACGAUAGCAGUAAUGUGGGAGAAAGGUUACCCGAAGAGGCUAAUUCAGUGAUAAUUGUGUUGUGGGGGUGUUUACACUGACAGUGCAUGAUCUCAACUAUAUAGCAGGUUGCAUUUGUGGCUUUAUUUGCAUGGCAUGAAAGUGGUAACACCAGGCUUCUGGAGAGCUCCGAAACAAUGUUGUAUUCUUUCAUUGUGGCAAAUCUAAAUGGAAGUGUUGUUGCGAUGGCGCUGCUACCAUUAAAAAAAACGAAUUAAUAUUUUUUUUUUUUUUCACUUUUUCUCAAUGGUGAUGGAUGUCCUGAUGGUGGAUUACCCAUCUGCCUUACACAUUUUAAGUAAUAAACUGCUCAUUUAAUUUGG